This is a messenger RNA of Zalophus californianus (California sea lion), 2555 nucleotides long. RefSeq names its product acyl-CoA synthetase long chain family member 4 (gene ACSL4). Lineage: Eukaryota; Metazoa; Chordata; Mammalia; Carnivora; Otariidae. The record is from RefSeq and is a predicted model, not a curated record. Gene Ontology annotation, molecular function: arachidonate-CoA ligase activity. Gene Ontology annotation, cellular component: endoplasmic reticulum; lipid droplet; plasma membrane. Gene Ontology annotation, biological process: long-chain fatty-acyl-CoA metabolic process; neuron differentiation; long-chain fatty acid metabolic process. The transcript has 16 exons. The coding region runs from base 420 to 2555 and encodes 711 amino acids.
CGCGCCGCGCCGCGCCUCGUCCCGCCUCCGCCGGCCGUCCGGGUGCGCGCGCGUCGCUGCGGCUUUUUCUCCGGCCUCCGCGGCGCGCCCCUCCUCGCCCCAGCGCUAGCGGGCACGCGGCUCUUCCGCAGGCUUCCCGACUGCCAGGCGCGGGCCGGCUGCGAAGACACCGUGGGCCGCGUCUCCGAUUGAAAUCACAAAAGAUAUACGUGUUCUUCUUAAGAGAAAAAGGAAAUCUGUGUCCUUUAUUGUCGGCUUCCAAAGAUUACUAACUUCUAUCUGUAUCAUUAAACUUGAACUGCCUUGGCUAUACUGCUACUCUUAAUUGCUGCUUCCAUUAUUGCCUUCUUCAGCAAAACAAGGCUUUCUGCAGCCAAAGAAUAACAAGAAAUACACACCACUGUAGGAGCCUUGCCACUAUGAAACUUAGGCUAAACGUGCUCACCAUUAUUUUGCUGCCUGUCCACUUGUUAAUAACAGUAUACAGUGCCCUUAUAUUUAUUCCAUGGUAUUUUCUUACCAACGCCAAGAAGAAAAACGCUAUGGCAAAGAGAAUAAAAGCUAAGCCCACUUCAGACAAACCCGGAAGUCCAUAUCGCUCUGUCACGCACUUCGACUCGCUAGCUGUCAUAGACAUCCCCGGAGCCAACACUCUGGAUAAGUUAUUUGAUCAUGCCGUGUCCAAGUUUGGGAAGAAAGACAGCCUUGGGACCAGAGAAAUCCUAAGUGAAGAAAACGAAAUGCAGCCAAAUGGAAAGGUUUUUAAGAAGUUAAUUCUUGGGAAUUAUAAAUGGAUGAGCUAUCUCGAAGUGAACCACAGAGUGAAUAAUUUUGGUAGUGGACUCACCGCACUGGGACUGAAACCAAAGAACACUGUUGCCAUUUUCUGCGAGACCAGGGCCGAAUGGAUGAUUGCGGCCCAGACCUGCUUUAAGUACAAUUUCCCUCUUGUGACUUUAUAUGCCACGCUUGGCAAAGAAGCUGUAGUUCAUGGGUUAAAUGAAUCUGAGGCUACCUACCUGAUUACUAGUGUUGAACUUCUGGAAAGUAAACUUAAGACUGCAUUGUCAGAUAUCAGUUGUGUUAAACAUAUCAUUUAUGUGGACAAUAAGACUAUCAAUAAAGCAGAAUACCCCGAAGGAUUUGAGAUUCAUAGCAUGCAAUCAGUAGAAGAAUUGGGAUCCAAGCCAGAAAACAUGAGCAUCCCUCCAAAUAGACCGACCCCUUCGGACAUGGCUAUUGUCAUGUAUACCAGUGGUUCUACUGGCCGACCUAAGGGAGUGAUGAUGCACCAUAGCAAUUUGAUAGCCGGAAUGACAGGCCAGUGUGAGAGAAUUCCUGGACUGGGACCAAAGGACACAUACAUUGGCUACUUGCCUUUGGCUCAUGUACUAGAAUUGACAGCAGAGAUAUCUUGCUUUACCUAUGGCUGUAGGAUUGGAUAUUCUUCUCCACUGACACUCUCUGACCAGUCCAGCAAAAUUAAAAAAGGAAGCAAAGGAGACUGCACUGUACUGAAGCCUACACUCAUGGCGGCUGUUCCGGAAAUCAUGGAUAGAAUUUAUAAGAAUGUUAUGAGCAAAGUCCAAGAGAUGAAUUAUAUUCAGAAAACGCUGUUCAAGAUAGGGUAUGAUUACAAAUUGGAACAGAUCAAAAAGGGAUAUGAUGCACCACUUUGCAAUCUGUUAUUGUUUAAAAAGGUGAAGGCUUUGCUGGGAGGCAGUGUACGCAUGAUGCUGUCUGGUGGAGCACCACUGUCCCCACAGACACACCGAUUCAUGAAUGUCUGCUUCUGCUGCCCAGUGGGUCAGGGUUAUGGACUCACAGAAUCGUGCGGUGCUGGGACAGUUACUGAAGUUACUGACUAUACUACUGGCAGAGUUGGUGCCCCUCUCAUUUGCUGUGAAAUUAAGCUAAAAGACUGGCAGGAAGGUGGUUAUACAGUUCAUGACAAGCCAAACCCCAGAGGCGAAAUUGUAAUUGGUGGGCAGAAUAUCUCCAUGGGAUAUUUUAAAAAUGAAGAGAAAACGGCAGAGGAUUAUUCUGUGGAUGAAAAUGGCCAAAGGUGGUUUUGCACUGGUGACAUUGGAGAAUUUCAUCCUGAUGGAUGUUUACAGAUUAUAGAUCGUAAGAAAGAUCUGGUGAAAUUACAAGCAGGAGAAUAUGUAUCUCUGGGGAAAGUAGAAGCAGCACUCAAGAACUGUCCACUUAUAGACAACAUCUGUGCGUUUGCCAAAAGUGAUCAGUCCUAUGUGAUUAGUUUUGUGGUUCCUAAUCAGAAAAGGUUGACACUUUUGGCACAACAGAAAGGAGUGGAAGGAUCUUGGGUUGAUAUCUGCAAUAACCCUGCCAUGGAAGCUGAAAUACUGAAAGAAAUUAGAGAAGCUGCCAAUGCCAUGAAAUUGGAGCGCUUUGAAAUUCCAAUCAAGGUUCGCCUAAGUCCAGAGCCAUGGACGCCUGAAACCGGUUUGGUCACUGAUGCUUUCAAACUAAAGAGGAAGGAGCUGAAGAACCAUUACCUCAAAGACAUUGAGCGAAUGUACGGGGGCAAAUAG